AUGGCGAUUAUCCGUGAGUUGGUUAGAAUGUUGGCUGGGGUUUUACCUUUAGUUCUUAUGGAUUUACAUUCGUAUGGGAGAGCGCUACGUAAUUAUCAAUGUGUGAUUGGAGAUUCUCGCUUGAGAUUGACAUUGAUGUUUGGUGCUAAGACGCUUAGGGAUAUGUGUCAAGGAAAUAGAAAUAAGCAUAGUAAGCCGCAGUAG
Sclerotinia sclerotiorum 1980 UF-70 is the source of this 204-nucleotide messenger RNA. RefSeq lists its product with no specific name. Bases 1 to 204 code for a protein of 67 amino acids. The record is from RefSeq and is a predicted model, not a curated record. The transcript is spliced from 2 exons. NCBI's taxonomy places the organism in Eukaryota, Fungi, Ascomycota, Leotiomycetes, Helotiales, Sclerotiniaceae.